AUGUUGCCGGAGUCAAGGCUUGCCUCGCUAUAUUCCGACUUCAGGAAGCUGCAAGAGCUCAAUCCAGAUGGGUUCCAGGCUAACGUUCUAACAUGGAAAGACCACCUGAUGAACACAGUGUGGCGGGACGAGCUUCUGAUAGAAGGGGGCGACGAGCUGCUGGAGCGAUUGAGCACCAAGGAGACGGGGUUUCCGAAAAGCAUCGAUGUGGCGAUCGACCAGCUGGUGAUGGAUAGGCGGCUGGUGCCGCUGGGGCGCUUCGUGCGGGGGCCCGAUUUUGGGCUGUUGUCGUGGGUGAGGUGGACGCUGCACAAGGUGGUGGACCUGUCGUGGAGGAGCCGGGUGCGGGAGAACGGACGGUACCUGCGGAACUGCGCAUACGUGAACAUGGACGUGCUGGCGGCGCGGCACGGCGCGGUGGAGGGGGCGCUGGAGGAGAGGGUGGUGGCGCGGGCGACGCGAUAUACGGACCUUGUGUUCUCGCGGGAGGAGUUCUACGGCGUGGUGCGGGAGAGCCUACGGGGACGCGGGGAGUACGAUGUGGUGCUGGCGGACCUGGACAAGCACCGCAAGGCGAUUCUAGUGGACGGAGACGUUGUGAAGGUGGUGAUGCCGGCGGUGCGCGCGCUGGUGCAGCCGUUCGGGCCUGACCGCGUGACCGCAAACGACCGCCACAUCGCAGAGUUCAAGGGCUCGCUGCGAUUGGUGGAGCGGCAGGUCCAAGCGAUCCACGGGCACGUCGAGGAGACAGCGCGGGCGCUGCGUGGCGCGGUCGCGGCGGGCGCGGCACGCGAUGUGCAGCGGCGGUACCUGCGGAUGAACAAGCUCGCGCAGGCCAGCCUGUCGCGCGCGCUCAACCAGUUUACGAACCUAAUGGAGAUCAAGGACCACAUCGACAAGAGCGUGGACAACCUGCACCUGGUGGAGGUGCUGUCGGGCGCGUCGCGCGCCCUUGCAGACAUCAACCGGCAAAUCGGCUCGCUUGACGACGUUGAGCGGCUGUUGGACGACGUGCAUGAGCAUAUGGAGGACAGCGAGCGCAUCUCGGGCGCGCUGACGGCGUCGGUGGCCGAGGACGACGGCGAGCUCGACAGCGAGCUUGCCGCCAUGGAGCAGGAGCUGCAGCAGGAGCUGCAGCAGGAGGAGACGCUGCUGGGCGUGCUGGAGCGGCUACAGGUCAGCGACCGGGAGCCGCAGGCGCUCGCGCGGUCUGCGUCGCCGGCCAAGCUCGCGGAGCCGCCCCAAACGCUAUAA
Molecule: messenger RNA, 1254 nt
Organism: Eremothecium gossypii ATCC 10895
Lineage: Eukaryota; Fungi; Ascomycota; Saccharomycetes; Saccharomycetales; Saccharomycetaceae
Gene: CHM7
Product: phosphatidic acid-binding protein CHM7
Exons: 1
Coding region: 1-1254 (417 amino acids)
Biological process (GO): vesicle budding from membrane; late endosome to vacuole transport via multivesicular body sorting pathway
Cellular component (GO): multivesicular body; cytoplasmic side of plasma membrane; ESCRT III complex
Source: RefSeq, marked provisional